Messenger RNA from Prunus armeniaca (apricot), 2100 nucleotides. The record is from the annotation of a GenBank genome assembly. NCBI's taxonomy places the organism in Eukaryota, Viridiplantae, Streptophyta, Magnoliopsida, Rosales, Rosaceae.
AUGGAAGGAGAAGCAGAAGAAGAAAAUGAUGAUGUUGAUGAAUGGGAUGCAAAGAGCUGGGAUGAUUCUGCUGUUAAUCUUUCUCUUAAACAUGGAUUUUCUGAUGAAGAGAUUGACUCUAAGCCUGAACCUGUUGUGAAAAAAACACAUAAAGAGUGCAGGUGCCAAGCCAACAAAACAGCAACUUCAGAUGCUGCCCCAAAAGAGAGUGAGGAUAACCUUCGUUCACCUAUUUGCUGCAUUAUGGGUCAUGUGGAUACCGGUAAAACUAAGCUAUUAGAUUGUAUACGAGGCACAAAUGUUCAGGAAGGUGAGGCUGGAGGUAUUACUCAACAAAUUGGUGCAACAUAUUUUCCUGCUGAGAACAUCCGUGAGAGAACUAAGGAACUGAGAGCUGAUGUGAAGCUGAAGGUCCCAGGUUUAUUGGUCAUUGAUACACCUGGUCAUGAAUCAUUCACUAAUUUGCAGUCACGGGGUUCAGGUUUAUGUGAUAUUGCAGUUUUGGUUGUUGACAUUAUGCAUGGCUUAGAGCCUCAAACAAUAGAGUCACUCAAUCUUUUGAAAAUGAGGAAUACAAAGUUCAUUGUUGCAUUGAAUAAGGUGGACAGACUAUACGGGUGGAAAACCUGUCGUAACGCACCGAUUGAGAAGGCAAUGAAGCAGCAAUCAAAGGAUGUAAAAAUACAGUUCGAAACGCAGCUCGUACAGAUUAUCACUCAAUUCAAGGAGCAGGGAUUAAAUACUGAACUGAAUAAUAUGGAUAAAAAAAUGAGGGAAACGUACAGAAUUGUACCUACAAGUGCCAUUAGCGGUGAAGGGAUUCCAGAUUUGUUAUUAGUGUUGGCUAAGUUGACAGAGAAAACUAUGGUUGAGAAUCUUACUUACAGAAAUGAAGUGCAGUGUACUGUGUUGGAGGUUAAGGUUAUUGAAGGCCUUGGGACAACAAUUGAUGUUGUACUGGUUAAUGGCGUGCUUCACGAAGGAGAUCAAAUUGUUGGACCUAUUGUUACUUCAAUUCGAGCUUUAUUGACACCACAUCCGAUGAACGAACUUCGUGUGAAGGGAACGUAUCAGAAUCAUCGUGCAAUCAAGGGCGCACAGGGUAUCAAAAUCACAGCACCGGGUCUUGAGCAUGCUAUUGCUGGCGCUGCUCUAUAUGUGGUAGGGCCUCAUGAUGAUUUGGAAGAGGUCAAGGAAACAGCUAUGGGAGACAUGAAGUCAGUCUUAAGCAGGAUUGACAAGAGUGGUGAGGGAGUUUGCGUACAAGCAUAUACUCUAGGCUCCUUGGAAGCAUUGCUAGAGUUUCUGAAGACCCCAGAAGUUAAUAUUCCUGUUAGCGGUAUUAGUAUAGGCACUGUACAUAAAAAGGAUGUCAUGAAGGCCAGUGUAAUGCUUGAAAAGAAGAAAGAGUUUGCCACCAUUUUGGCAUUUGAUGUCAAAGUGACACCAGAGGCCUGGAAACUUGCAGAUGAUUUGGGUGUGAAGAUUUUUAUGGCUGAUAUCAUCUAUCACUUAUUUGAUCAAUUUAAGGGCUAUAUCAACAAUCUCAAGGAGGAAAAGAAGAAGGAAUCUUCUGAUGAAGCUGUCUUUCCUUCUGUGAUCAAGAUUUUACCAAACUCUGUUUUCAACAAGAAGGAUCCAAUUCUCUUGGGGGUUGAUGUUCUCGAAGGCAUUUUAAAGGUUGGAACUCCAAUUUGUAUUCCUCAAAGAGAUUUUAUUACUAUCGGGCGCAUUGCAUCCAUAAAAAAUAACCACAGACCUGUUGAUAUAGCAAAAAAGGGGAUGAAGGUAUCCAUUAAGAUAAUUGGGACGAAUCCUGAUGAGCAGCAAAAGAUGUAUGGUAGGCAUUUUGGAAUUGAAGAUGAACUUGUCAGCCAUAUCACAAGGAGGUCGAUUGAUGCACUGAAAGCGAAUUACCGGGAUGAACUCUCAAAUGACGAGUGGAAGCUGGUUGUAAAAUUGAAGAAACUUUUCGAGAUACUGCACUCAAGUUCAGAUGUGAUCAUGUAUGGAAAGGGAGAGAAGAAUGUGCAAGUUCUUGUUACCCGUCAGUGGAUUUGUGAUUCAAUGCUUUGGGUUUUCAACUCUUCCCAAAUUUGA